UCUUGGCGGCAGGAGUUUCGAGGCACCAGUGAUGCGUUACACGCCGUUAUUCGGCGCUAUAUGCAACAGAAGACACCAGAGCCAUACGCCCGCUAUGCUGCUUAUGCUCAGUCCUCGGGUACCGGAAAAUCACGAAUGAACGACGAGUUUGCCAAGAAGAUUAUCUACAUUCCAGUUAACCUAGCGGCGGAUUACACGUUUCCUCCGCCAGACGUUGAAGCUGGUAAUUGGUUCGCAUUUCAUGCAAGCACGCGGGAGCGCUACGAGCACAGAAUGCAAGCUUUUGUCUGUUCUCUUCUUAAAAAUGCUCUAGACCGCCUGAAGACGGUGACUGGCACUCGGGAGGUUCACGAGCGCAUGUCGCUGUUGGCGAGUGAAUUCAGGAAGAAGAUGAGCGAUGGCAUGGAGUUUGGUCAGCAUGGCGAGUACCGAGCGGCAUUCUAUCAGUCGGUGAUUGAAGGUGCCAAGAAUGUGAGUAUGCAUUUUUUUCGUUGUCAUGUACGCUAUGCUUCACGUAUCCGGCCUAGUUUGUCAAGAAGGACAAAUAACAAGACGGUUAAAACCAGCGCCGAGGAGUUGAUUCGCUUCCUGGAUCCGUGGAAGAAGGCGCGCCCCGACGAGCCACUUGUCAUCCUGUGCUUUGACGAGGCUCACAUGCUCACCAUGUCUGUGGCCGGUGAAUACGACUGGACACGAUUCUCAGAGCUACGGCGCGUCCUCCGCAUGAUCGUGGGUUGGCCAAUCUUCACUCUCUUCCUUUCUACAGUCGGCAAAUUGGAACAAUUCGUCCCGCUUCCUCAGCAAGAGACGUCGGGUCGACUCGCCAUCAGAGAGCUGGGCCUGUUCGCACCCAUCGUCCUCACCCCGUUUGAUAUCUUGGCCGAGCGCAUAUCAAAGUCAAACUGGACCCUGCAGCGGGUUGCCUCCACACAUCACAUGGCACAUUUAGGCCGUCCCUUGUUUGCCGCGAUGUACGACGCCGGCGAUGCGGACUUCCAGCAAGACAUCAAAUUUGCGGGCACCAAGUUGUUGCACUCGAAGACACAUCCGUCAUCCCUCACAGCAAUGCAGUCGCUGGCCUGCAUGGGCGUACGGAUCCCAAUCCACUUCCAUCCCACCGUUCCUCCCGAUAUGGUGAAAGAACGAAUCCUAGUAGCUCAGCAUCUACGCCUGCUGCUGUAUGCCGGCCUUGGGUUCACCAGUGUGAUAACCACCUGUGCGUCUGAGCCGUUGCUCGCAGAGGCUGCGUACCGGGUCCUAGGUACAAGACGGUGGUCAGCAGGCGAGGCGGUGAUGAUCGCUCCUAGUGAGCGGGAAGCGCAAAGGUUCUCGCCGCCGUUACAGGCAGUCUCGGAACAUCUCAGGGAUUCUUACCUGGAUCUGGGCACGCGUGGAGAAACGAUCGCCGCUGUUUUACUGCUCGACGCUCGCGAUCGUGCGACUACGUUUCCCCUCGACCCUAACGAGUUACCA
Messenger RNA from Rhodofomes roseus, 1473 nucleotides. RefSeq lists its product as uncharacterized. NCBI's taxonomy places the organism in Eukaryota, Fungi, Basidiomycota, Agaricomycetes, Polyporales, Fomitopsidaceae. The transcript has 5 exons. The record is from RefSeq and is a predicted model, not a curated record. The annotation marks the transcript as partial.